AUGUGUUCCAGUAGUACCUACACCAACAAGACAAUGACAUGUUCCAGUAGUACCUACACCAACAAGACAAUGACAUGGUGUUCCAGUAGUACCUACACCAACAAGACAAUGACAAUGUGUUCCAGUAGUACCUCCACCAACAAGACAAUGACAUGGUGUUCCAGUAGUACCUACACCAACAAGACAAUGACAUGGUGUUCCAGUAGAACAUUCACCAACAAGACAAUGACAUGGUGUUCCAGUAGUACCUACACCAACAAGACAAUGACACGGUGUUCCAGUAGUAACUACACCAACAAGACAAUGACAUCACUGUGUUCCAAUAGUACCUACACCAACAAGACAAUGACAUGGUGUUCCAGUAGUACCUACACCAACAAGACAAUGGCAUGGUGUUCUAGUAGUACCUACACCGACAAGACAAUGGCAUGGUGUUUCAGUAGUACCUACACCCACAAGACAAUGACAUGGUGUUGCAGUAGUACCUCUACCAACAAGACAAUGACAUGGUGUUCCAGUAGUACCUACACCAACAAGACAAUGACAUGGUGUUCCAGUAGUACCUACACCCACAAGACAAUGACAUGGUGUUCCAGUAGUAUCUACACCAACAAGACAAUGACAUGGUAUUCCAGUAGUACCUCCACCCACAAGACAAUGACAUGGUGUUCCAGUAGUACCUCCACCCACAAGACAAUAACAUGGUGUUCCAGUAGUACCUACACCCACAAGACAAUGACAUGGUGUUCCAGUAGUACCUCCACCAACAAGACAAUGACAUGGUGUUCCAGUAGUACCUACACCAACAAGACAAUGACAUGGUGUUCCAGUAGUACCUACACCAACAAGACAAUGACAUGGUGUUCCAGUAGUACCUCCACCCACAAGACAAUGACAUGGUGUUCCAGUAGUACCUACACCCACAAGACAAUGACAUGGUGUUCCAGUAGUACCUACACCCACAAGACAAUGACAUGGUGUUCAGUAGUACCUACACCCACAAGACAAUGA
This is a messenger RNA of Pecten maximus, 1011 nucleotides long. RefSeq lists its product as uncharacterized. The transcript has a single exon. The record is from RefSeq and is a predicted model, not a curated record. Lineage: Eukaryota; Metazoa; Mollusca; Bivalvia; Pectinida; Pectinidae. The coding region runs from base 1 to 1011 and encodes 336 amino acids.